UCACAGGCUGAGUGUGUCCAAACUAACCAAUUGGCAUCCUCCUCAUUCGUUCGUUGAUCCCGCCCACCGUAGACACAACAUCAGAGAGAGAAGUCGAGAUUUUAAAUAUAACUUUCGCCCCGAAUAAUGGAUCCAUAUGAGCUCAUUUCUGGUCUUGGGGGUAGAUAAUGCAUCCAAAGACUCCGUGAAGGGUUUUAGGGCGUCGGAUAGCGAUGAAUGACCGGGAAACACCUCCUCCGGUUCACGUCCAUGUCCCAGAAGCCACUCCGAUCCACGUCCAUAUGAAGAGAAGCCCCAGCAGAAAGCAAGAGGUGAAGACAUCUGACCCUCACAGUAAAGAGGGCAGAAAAUUGAAAGCUCCUCCAUGGAUUCCCCCUGGAAAAACUCCAACUCGACGCAAUAUGGACUUAGCUUAUGAUAGUCAAAGAAGCCGAUCUUUGCACCGCUCCGGCUCUGGUAUCAAAGACAGAACUGAAAUGGAGGAAGAGGAUCGGGAUCUGGUACCUGUCUCUAGAAGUCUAGCUGUUUUACUCAAAGAAGAAGAGGAGACCAACCGCAGGCGCUCCAGGAAGUCUGAAUGUGGAGCUCAGUUCAGAGACACAGAUGAGCUGCUCAGAGCUUUGGUGGAGGCUGACAUUGAUGGAGCCGCAGUGACCAAUCAGCUCUCAGCUCUGAAGGAGACACUGGACAGGCUCUCCAUGGUUAAGCGUUUGGGUAAAAUGCACACCACUUCCCUGGACCGCCAGCGAGAUUUACUGUUGGAAAAGGUUGACAUGUUUGCAAGCACCAGCCACAGCCUCCGAGCUCUGCUGCGAGAGUGGAGCGAGCAAGAGAGAGAGUCGCUGCUGUGGUCCGAGCAGAGAGAUGCCCUAAAGAAAAGACUCACUGACUGUGAAACUGAGAACAUUAGACUUGCAGCCAAACUUUCAAACAAAGAAAAAGAAACGACAAAACUGGCUGAGACUUUAGACUUGGAAAAGGAAAGUAACCGCACGUCAGAGGAACUGUCUAAACUCCUGGAGUCGACUCGUUUACAUCUGGAAACUCAACUGGAUCGAGCUCAGAUAGAAAACGCACAACUCACUGCUCAAAUUCAGAGGAUGCAGCAGACCCAGGAGCAGGUGCAGAUGGAGAUGCGUUCACUGACGGAUGAGCUGUGGUCUGUGAGGCGUUUGAGGGAUGAUGAGGAGCGUGAAAGGAGAGAGCAGGAGACCGAGAGGGCAGAGCGGGCUGAAGAGGAGAUGAAGAGACUCUCUGAGAAACUACACCAAAAGGAGCUGCAGUUGGCACAGGCCUUGUCCUCGUCCAGUGAGUGGUGCAUUCGACACAAAAACGAAGUCUCUGCCAAAGAACACUUGGAGCAGGAGAUCCCAGUGCUCAAACGUCGUGUUGAUGAGCUGGUGGAUCAGUUGCAUUUGUCUGAGGAGCAAAACCUGACUGAGAGAGAGGAGCUCCAAGCACAGUUUAAACUCAUCAGUGAACAGAACACCGCUUUGAACACAAACAACCACAAACUCAAGGGCGACUUGUCUGUAUCAGAGGAGAGGCUCAGAGAGCUGCAGUUAGAAGCUCGAGGGCUCAAAACCCUCCUUAGGAAAUAUGAGAGCCAAGUGGAGAAAUACAAGAAGAAGCUGCAUGAGAGUCGGUUGGAGUCGGAGCGGUUUGUCCAAAAGUUGGAGGAGGCUGAGGCACAGAGCCGAGAGCUGAAGGUUCAGCUGAGUCUGGAGAAAGAGGGGCAGAAACUUCACCUCCACAGCCGCCUCCGAGAGCUUGAGGACCUGCCCGAGAAAGUCCGACAGACUGAACAGCGACUGAAGGAAGCACAGCACAGCGCCGAGACAUACGAGAGGAGGAACAUUGAACACACCACAACACUCACCCAGCUACGCCUCAAGGUGGAACAGCAGGGGACGCAGUUGGAUCUGGCUCAACAGAGAAACACACUUCUUCAGGAUGAGAACAAUAGUCUCCAUAAGAAAACACAGACUUUAGAAUGUAAACUGGAGGAGCUGAAGUGCCAGUCCACAGCCCAGUCCCAGGACCUGGUCUUGAAGGAGGGUUUGGUGUUGAAGCUUGAGAAGGAACUAGAGGAGCGGUCUCUGGAGGUGUCUGUUUUAAACUCCAGACUGCAGCAGAGCCUACAGGAUGCAAAGAGACAGGCAGACGAGGAGAUGCAGAGGCUACUGUCCAAAGAGCGAGUGUCCCAGUCCAAAGCCUUAGAUUUACAGAGCGAACUGAGCCGAGCCAAAACAGAGCUCAGUCUGCUGCAGCGGAGCAAACAGGAGAUGGAGCGGCGGUUCCAGGGGCAGUUGCAGAACCUGAAGGAGAGACUUGAACAGAGCGACUCAACGAACAGAGCUCUGCAAAACUACGUCCAUUUUCUCAAAACAUCGUAUGGAAAUGUGUUUGGAGAAUCUUUGAUGCAGAGUCAUUGACAAAGCCGCACAUUACUCAGCAUAUGGUGCUCAGAGACACUUUUGUGCCAAUGUGUUGUUUUUAUAUUGUGUUUUGUAGCCAC
This is a messenger RNA of Periophthalmus magnuspinnatus, 2518 nucleotides long. RefSeq names its product outer dense fiber protein 2-like. The record is from RefSeq and is a predicted model, not a curated record. Bases 213 to 2435 code for a protein of 740 amino acids. NCBI's taxonomy places the organism in Eukaryota, Metazoa, Chordata, Actinopteri, Gobiiformes, Gobiidae. The transcript is spliced from 16 exons. Gene Ontology annotation, cellular component: centrosome. Gene Ontology annotation, biological process: regulation of cilium assembly.